Molecule: messenger RNA, 5783 nt
Organism: Argiope bruennichi
Lineage: Eukaryota; Metazoa; Arthropoda; Arachnida; Araneae; Araneidae
Product: hydroxymethylglutaryl-CoA synthase 1-like
Exons: 9
Coding region: 320-1855 (511 amino acids)
Biological process (GO): acetyl-CoA metabolic process
Molecular function (GO): hydroxymethylglutaryl-CoA synthase activity
Source: RefSeq, a predicted model, not a curated record
UUAUUCCAUUCCCCUCUCCAAACUUGAGUCGUGAACUUGGCCGUGACUUUGCUUGUCUCCCCUCUAGGCAUGUUCUUCACUCUCAGGAUGCUAAUAGUAACUUCCUCAAAUUAUUAAGUAACAGAUUUCUGCUUUAUAGAUAUCCCUUUCCAUACUUACAUACGGAAAUUUUCUCGCUGCUUCUGCAAACAGUCAAUGAAUUUUCAGGUUUACACUUCUUAAGAUCUUCAGUUUUGAAUGUUUUGAUUUUUUUUCUGUUGUGACGUGUGCUUCUGUUGACCAACACUUUUUACUUCUCUAGGAUUGACAACAGUUGAAAAUGAACAACCAAAAUGGACAUCACAGUUGGCCUGAAAAGGUUGGAAUUAUUGAUAUUGAAAUUUAUUUUCCAUCCUAUUAUGUUGACCAGAAUGAAUUGGAAACUCAUGACAAUGUGUCUAAAGGAAAGUACACAAUAGGUUUGGGACAAAGUAAAAUGGGUUUCUGUUCUGACAGAGAAGACAUUAAUUCCCUGUGCCUUACAGUAGUGGAGCAACUGAUGCAAAAGAGAGGGCUCAGCUAUACGCAAAUUGGUCGGCUAGAAGUUGGAACUGAAACCAUAAUUGAUAAGUCUAAAAGUGUUAAAACAGUAUUGAUGGAAUUGUUUAAAGAAAGUGGUAAUCAUGAUGUUGAAGGUGUAGACUCUACAAAUGCUUGUUAUGGUGGAACUGCUGCACUUUUCAAUUCAGUUGCUUGGGUGGAAUCCAGUGCAUGGGAUGGUCGUUAUGCAUUAGUUGUAGCUGGUGAUAUAGCAGUAUAUGCUGAAGGCAAUGCUCGUCCCACAGGUGGUGCUGGUGCCAUAGCUAUGCUUAUUGGACCAAAUGCUCCAAUUGUCUUAGAGAGAGGUUUGCGCUCAACAUAUAUGGAACAUGUCUAUGAUUUCUAUAAGCCUAAUUUAAUGAGUGAAUACCCUACAGUUGAUGGAAAGCUAUCUGUUCAAAGUUAUGCUAAAGCACUGGACAAAUGUUAUGAUGGUUUUUGUAGAAAAGCUGAAAAAUUGCACAAAACAAAAGGCAAGAAGUGCUUUACUUUAAAAGAUUUAGAUGCCAUGCUUUUUCAUACUCCUUAUUGCAAACUUGUUCAAAAGAGUCUUGGUCGACUUGCAUUCAAUGAUUUCCUUAGAUGUUCAGGUUCUGAACUUGAAGAUGAAUACAAAGGCCUUGAAAUGUUUAGAGAUCUUAAACUGGAAGACACCUAUUUUAACAAAGAUGUGGAAAAGGCUUUUGUGGAUCAUAGUCGAACAAUGUUUGAAAAGAUGACAAAACCAAGUUUAUUGAUUGCUAAGGAAGUUGGAAAUAUGUAUACACCUUCUCUCUAUGCUUGUUUAGUAUCUUAUAUUGCAAGUCAAAGCAUUGAAGCAUUGCAAGGAAUUCGUGUAGGAAUGUUUUCAUAUGGUUCUGGAUUGGCUGCAACCCUUUUUUCUUUGUGUUUCUCUGAUGAUAUUUCUAAAGGAUCACCUUUGCGUGCUCUGCAUGACAGUCUGCAAAAUAUAAAAUAUCGCCUCACCAGUCGUAUGGAAGUUAGUCCAAAGACUUUUACAGAAAUUCUGAAGCUCAGAGAUACUACUCAUCAUCAAGCUCCUUACACACCUAUAGGAAAGGUUGAAGACCUGUUUCCAAACACAUGGUACUUGGAACAUGUUGAUGAGAAGCAUAGAAGAAGCUAUCUGCAGCAAAAGGAAACUCCUUGUAUUCAGCGAAAUGGAUGCAUAACCAAAAUGAAUGUCAUGAAUUGUGAAAGUACCAAAGUUGCAGAGGACUUUUGCAAAGUUAGUGCCACGGCCAUUCGUCUUUCUGAAAGUGUACAACCUGUCUGAAUGAGGAACAUGCAGUCAAUUUUAUUUUUUGAAGCAGCUGAGGAGGUACUGCACUUAUAGCUCUAUGCCAACUGAGCAGCUUAAAAAAAAUUAACUAGCCUUUUGUAAUCCAGCAUUUAUCAAUAUAGAAGCAUUGAUAAACUUAUUGGAUUAUAUUGCUGUUCUUCCUUCCAAUCUAUUACUGUAAGAGAUAUAUAAAAAUGGAUAUGCCCUGGGUUAAGGUAUGAUGUAAUUAUUAAUUACUUAGUUGAUUACAUUGUAAGAAUUUUGAAAUAUUUUAUUGUAUGCGAAUAUUUUUAAUAACAAAAAUCCCGGUAUACACCAAUAUUUUGUUUAUAAUGUUUUUAUUCUUUUUGCUGAUAAUUUAUUUAUUAUUACUUUAAGUACUAGAUUUCUUUCUUAUUUUAUCCAAUUUAACAAAUUGUAAGGGAUAUCUGUUUCUUAAUAUUUUCACUUUACAUUCAUUUAUUAUAACAGACUUGCAUCUCAUAUGAGAAAAGAACAAAAGUGUAAAUAUUAAAUAUGAUUACUGGAUAAUAUUUAUUUUGGUAUGGUAUUUUAGGGUCGUGAGUAUUUUGCUUUUGAAAUGCAGUUUAUUAUUUUUAGAUUUUUUCGGUGUAUUAUUGAUUGUAUACAUUGAUUCGUCUGAAUUUUUUUUGAAGUUACAGUGAUUUUAUGAUUGAUAUGCAUAUGCAUCAAUAGUAUACAAGGCCUUAGUAUUGUAAAUAAUAGAUGCAUGUGUGAAUUAAUUUGCUUUCCCCGUGAUUAAAAUGUAUUUAUGUAAUCUAUACUGAGUUCAAAUCUUAACUGAUUGAGUGCUAGUGUAAAGGGCAUAUAUAAUAUGUAGAAACUGUGAGCAAUUAAUUUUAAUUUCGUAAUAUAUUAUUCUGGAAAGUAUUGGUAUGUAUUGAUUUUUCUGCAAUCCAAGCUUUUAGAGCUUACUAUGAAUUGCCUAAUCGAUGGCUCUGAAUUUGAUUUAUUUGCAAUAAAUUAUUUAAAUAUUUGAUUAUUACUCAAAAUAAAAAUCUUAAUAGCCCUAAGGCUUUUUAAUGCUUGUUACAAAUUUGUUAAAAUGUUUUGCUUAUAUUUUUCAUUUCAAAUGACUAAAUAUGAGGAACUAGUAGUUGGGAUUAUAAAAAUAAUUAUUCUUUGAAAAGUAAGAGAAAAGGAUUAUAUAAUGUAUUCUAUGCAGGAAAAUUUAAGUAGGUGUUUUUAAAAGUGUUUAUACUUUUCUCUUUAAUUUUUAUUUUUCCUCUUUAAAUUUUAUUUAAAACAUCAUUUUGAUUUGAUUAAGAAGAGUUAAAUUUAUUUAAUAUUUUAUAAAUGUAUUAUGUUAAAAUCCUUUAUGAUUGAGUAAUAGAGAAUUUUAUAGUUUUCUUAAUUUGUUAUAUUUUUAAAUUAUACAUAACCACUCAAUCAGUUAAAGCUUUUGUAAUUUAGUUUCAUUGACUGUAAAAAAAAAAAUUCAACCAAUGAUGCCUUUAUAACAAUUUUAUGUAUAAUUUUUAAAUGUGUUAUUUAUAUAUCAUUAAGUUGGCUUUUAUAUAUGAUUGAUUUUUAUUCAUGUAUAAAGCUCAAGUAUACUUUUUCAUGUGAAUAUAUCCAAAUGAUUAUUCUAAAUAUAUAUAUAAUGAAUGAAAUCCUUUUUCAUUUCUUUAGUUAUUUCAUGAGUAUUUAAUGCAUUUCUUUGUGUGGUGCUGGUUAUAUUUUAAGAGAAAACAAGUUGAUUUAAACUCAUUCAGAGAUUGUGCUGUUUAAAUUUCAUUUAUUUUUAAUUUAAUUUGAUAUAAAUUUAAAUUUUGAUUAAUCUGCUUAUACUGCAGAAGUUUAAAAGUUUAUCCAAUGAUAUUUUUUAAAAUGAAGCAUGUAAUUUUGAGUAAUUAAUUAAUUUUGUAGUUAAGACAAGAUGCAGCAUAUAUUUAUAAUUCUGCAAAUCUUAUUAAAAUUGGGUAAUACCACAGUGAAAUUAAACCAUGUUUAAUAUCUUUAAAUAUAUAAUCUGGAGAUCAUUUCAUAACAUAUUUUAUUUUAAAAAUACAUUUUAUUUAACUUAGCAAUAAUUUUGAAUAUCAUAAAUGUGCUUAUUUAUUUUAUGCAAUAUCUUAAUAUAAUUUUCUAUAGAGAAUUUGCUUUAUUGAUUAUCUUCUCAUAUGCUAAUAUUUCGCUCCAUACACUGAAGUUUAUUAAAAACAUUCUUGAACACAUAGUAAAUGCAAAAGUUAACAAUUGCAAUCUUUACUUACUUUUAUAAUUUAGCUUUGAAUGUGAAAGUCACAAAAUUAAAAUUAUGAAACAUAUAAUUAUAUUUUAUAGUCUAACUACCUGGAUUCAUGUAUACAUACAAUCAUUCUUGUGUUUCAAAUACAUUCAUUUCCUUCUUAAUCAACUGUUAGCAUUGUGUUCUAUAUAUAUAUAUAUAUAUAUAUAUAUAUAUAUAUAUAUAUAUAUAUAUAUAUAUAUAUAUAAUAUUUGAUAUCUGGCAAAAAAGCAUUGCUUUGUCUGCAUUAUUUGUUUUUACUUAAUCUAUCAUAUUGAAAAAUAAAGUUUUGAUUGAGAAGAACCAAUAUUUUAAAACGAAAAAACAAAAUGAGCAUGAAAUUUAAGGGGUAAACCAAUGAGAUUUUCAAUCCAUUAAAUAAACAGUGAAAUUCUAAGAAUUUUGUUAUCAAAGAGUUUGGAGAAUUUAUUAAUUCUUAUAGCAUUUUCAUUCGAUUUUUUAAAUAUUGACAAUCCUUUUAUUUUUAUUUAAAUUCAUUUUUUAAAGAUGAUGAAUGAUUAAAAUGAGUUUUUAUUAAAUAUAAGAUUAAAUUACAAAAUAUUAAUCUGGUAUACUGUGGAGUUGGGGGGGGCAUACUACUGAAAUGUCUUAAUUUUUUAAAAAAAGAAAAAGGCAGCUAUUUAGUUAUUUGUAUUAAUAAUUUUAUGCUAAUUAUAUCGUUUUAACAACUAUUGCAUAAAGUGAAAAUCUGUAUUUUUUUUCAUUCAAUUGUGUAUUUGUGUUGAUAUCAGUAGUCUUUUCUUGUCAUUAUUAAAUUCUAAAUUGAUAUGAAAUUCUUUCUGCUUUAGGUUAACUUUGAUCGAAAUUUUCUUUUUCAUCUUAUUUACUGUAUAUAAUCUUGAGUGCAAUUUACUGUUUAAACUUUUAAGUGCAAUGGACAAAUGUGAGAGUUGUUUGUGUUUUCUGUAAAAAUCAAAAGUUAUCAAAUGAAAUAUUUUUUAUUUUUAUUUGGUAGCAUUUUUAAAAUAUCUGCUUAUGUUUGGAAAACGUUUUAUAAGUAUAAUAAAGAUCACUGAAAAUAUUUUAUUCAAAUAUUCUAGAACAUUUGUGUCUUCUUAGUAUUAAUGUUCAGAAAACAUUGAAAAUUAUGAUUUUUAUUCUCUAUCUUGUGCACUAUGAUAUGCAAAGCUUUGAAAACAUGAGAUCUUUGGGUUUCUCUGAAAAAUGUUAGAUUGCUUCAGAUUAAAUAAUAAUUCAUCACCUUGAUGCAAAGGUUCUUGUGAGACUACCAAAUGUAAACAGGCAACCUUAUUUUAAAUAUGCUUAUGUAUGAAGUCCUUGCAGAAAAAAUCAUAAAAUAUAAAUUUUGGAAUCAUUGAAUUUUUUUAAAGUUGAAAAUACUAGAGAUAAAAGUUUUUGGCCAUUUUUCAGUGUCAUGUUGGGAAUUUAAUAUAUAAUACAGACAUGUAAAAAGAUAAUCCUAAAAAAUUACUUUAUUGUUGCAGAACAAUAGCCAUUUCAUAAGCAGAUGUUUUUAAAAGAACUCUGUUCUAAAAUGUCUGUGACUUUUGAUUUACUGAUGAAAUUUUGUUCUUGUUACUAAGAAAUUGGUACUUCCAGACCGUUUUUAUAUUAAAAGGUUUGCUAGUGGGUUAUUGAAACUUUUUGAAGCAUUUUUGUAUUUGGCAAUAAUAAAGGAUUUCUUUUGUA